AGCCCUGGUGUGCGUGCGUAGAAGUUUUAUUUAGCGUUAGAAUGUAAAAUAUGUCCAAAGAAAUUAAACGGAAUCCUGACUUGUUUCAACUUCCAGCUUUCGAGGUAUUUUUUGGUGUAUACUAAACAUGCUAAAAUGGCUUUACUUGGUGAAAUAUAUUGUAAUAGAAAGAAAAGAUUAAAACUGAUAACAAUCAAUGCAUGAUCAGAUAAGUAUAUAUUCCCAUUCUCUCUAUUAUGAUAUAUAAUUGUGAUUGAAAGCUGAGGAAAUUCGAGCCUCUUCAAAAUGAAUUAAAUCAAUAAUGUUAAAACCAGUAUCUCUACCUGCUCUGUAAUAUUUUGUCACGUGCGUCUUUAUUAUUUUUAAAUUUGAUUGCAAAGAUAAAUUUCUUUCUUUUUAGAUUUGAGUAAAAUUAUUAUUAAGGUAGUUAAAUGAAAAAAAUAUGUCUCAUUCUUACCAUUAUAUUAUAUGGACAUGAAUUGUUUAAUAGAUGUAUUUUAUGUAUUUACAAUUUUGUGUGUUUCCAUUUGUAUUAAAAUUCAUAACAUUGUCGAUGAAGUCAAUGCAGUCAUUCUUGUGUGAAAAGAGAGAAUUUGAGAAAAAUGAUUGGUUUUGUGAAGUCCAAUUUAGUAUCAUUAAACAAAGAAGAAAAACUUAGAUCAAAGGAUCACAACUUCAGAGCAAGGAUACCAGAUUAAACAUUUCAUCUUUAGACAUGUGAAAUAUUAAAAAAAAUGUGAAGGAAAGCACAGCAGAUUCCACAACAACCAUCCAUAACAAUGUCAGAUCAUAACCAUAAAGGAGGCCUAUAUCGCUGGAAAAGGCAAACUGACAAUAAAGUUUAUUCCAGGUCUCAAAAAGUGGCAACAACCUCAGACAUUCAAAAUUGGAUCCAGAAAGUGGAGGAUGCCUCGAACAGAGCAGCAGAAAGUGUUUUCCAGGGAAAACCUUCCAGAGGGCAUUCUGGAAAACGUGUUGCAGCACUGCAGACUCUGGAUCAACUGAGAGAACAUGACACAGCCCUCACAGAGGCACAGGAUCUUUUGUCCCAGUGGAUGGAAGAGAAAGUUAAUUUGAAUGUGGAAGAUGGUGAGGAUGAUGCAUAUGCAAAUGAUGCAUUGUAUCAGAGGACACUUGAAUCUAAGGUGAAGAAGGAAUGGGAUCACUUAUUGGAUAAUAAUGGUGAACCUGUUGAUAUGCCGAGGAAAAUGAAGGAGGACAAGUCUGAUCCUUAUGCAUAUCUGGACAAAAUGGAUGAAAAAGAAGCUGUGGACUCGAUCAUUGAACAUAUGCUGAACAAAAAGCUUGUGAAAGAUGCAUUUACAGAGGACCUUGGUUUGGAUGAGAUGUCUAUGUACAAGGAUCCAAGAACUAAAAUGGAGCUUAGGCAUAAACAGGUUAAAGAAAAUCGUGAGAAGAGGGAGAGAGAAUUAGAGAUGAAGAGGAGAGCACAUCAGUCCAAGAAGACAGCUCAGAAUCAUGCUAAACUUUUGAUUAUGAAGGAGGAAAAGGACAAGAUGACUAGAGCAAGACAGGAGGAAAUGGCCAUAAAAAAGGAAAUGGCUCGGAUCAGGAAAGAAAUGCAGGAGGAAAGAAAGAAACAUAAAGAAGCAAAGAAAAGUGAAGAGACGGAGAAGAAAACUAUCAUUUCAGAGGCCAAACUUCUGGUGGAUCAGGAGCGGGAGGAAGAGUUAGCAGAGAGAUUGCAAAAGCAGCUAGAAAUUGAAGAACGACAGAGGGUAUUAAUACAGAAAAUGGAGGAGAUGGAGAUUCGCAAAAAAGCUAAUGAGAUGAAAAUUUUACACAACUGUUUCAAGGCUUGGUACAAUAUUGCUCUAGAAAGAAGAUUACAAAUGGGAAAGGCAAGAGCUCUCUUUGAUUGGAAGUUACUCUUACGAACAUGGAAUGCGUGGAGGUCUGUUGUGCGGUCUAAAAGACUUGAGUUGGAGGCCAAGCAGCAUGAAAUUGACAUUAUCAAAACUCACAGAAAUAAUCAAAUAGCAGAGAAUCACCAUAAAUGUGCCAUUUUAAGAAAGUACUUCAUGGCCUGGCAAGUGUGGGUUCAACAGGAGCAGGAGAGAAAAGAAAUGAAAAACAUGCAGGAAGAAACCAAAAAGAAGAUGGCAGUGUUUCUAGAGGCUGCCUCCGAAGGUAAACUCUGGAAAGAUGGUCAUGAUGAUGAAAGUGUUACUGAAGAGGUCCAGAGAGUUUCCUCCGUAAAUGUAGAUGACUUUUUCAAAUCUCAACCUAAACGGCCUUCCUCUUCGUUAAGUACUGUGUCCUCUAACACUAGUGUCUCCCAAAAACAGAAAAGGUCACCUCCGAAUAGAAUCCCAACACAGGCAUGGCAAGUGACCAGGAAACACUUGAAUCUGACCCCAGAGGAGAUAGCAAAGUUAGGGGGAGGAGAACCAAUGGAUGAGCAGGAAAAACCAACAGAUUUACAAGUUAGAAAGAGGUUUGGUACUCAACCAUGGAUGAACACAAAGUACAUUACAAAUAACUUUGAAAACCGACACAAAGCUCAAGAGAAAAUUAUAAAAGAUCAACAAAAGCAGCUGCAUGAGCAAAAAAGAAUGAUCGAGGAGCUGAAGUUUACUAAACAAAAACAAUUACUUCAGCAACAGGCUGACACUCAGAAAGAAAUUCAAAAUCUGAUUGAUAAAGAACCCAUAUCAGAGAGUGUGUUGAAGGAGAGAGGAUGGUUAUCAGAUCAGGCCACUGUGAAGAGAGAGGAGACAAAUAAAGGUGUUAAAAUUAAAGAACAUUCCAGCGAUCCACCAUUAACAGACAGGUCGUCUGCUACUGAAGGCGACAGAACAAGUAGAACAAAUGUGUCCUCAACCACUGCUGAAUCCAAUAGUAAAUACCUAGCCUUGCAGAAAAAGAUGGAUGAGAGAGCAGAAGAGAGGGCAAGGAAGAAGAAGGAAAGGGAAGAGAAACGAAGGCAGAUGGAGGAAGAGAAGCUAGAGAGGCUCAAAGCUGAAGAGGAAGAACUUAUUAAAAAAGAACAAGAGGAGAAAAAGGCUAGAAUUGCAGCUCUUCAGGAGAAAAAGAGACAGGAAAAAUUACGGGAACAAAAGAAAAUUGAACAUGAGGAGAAGAUGAAGCAUCUUAGUGCAUUGGCAGAGCGGCAUUAUCUAAAGUCUUUGAUGAAGUACAAAGGCAUGCUUAGAUUCAAGAAGUUGGUGGAGAUGUCCAGGCAGAAUGAAGUCAAGGCAGUGAAGCACUGGAAGGAGUGUUUGAAAAGGAAAGCUCUGAUACAGUGGAAGGACAAUGUAAAGGAGAUCCAGCUACAAAAAGAGAAAAUGGCGGACAAUAUGUUCCAGUAUUUGUUGAUCAAGCGGUGCUUUAGAAACUGGACACUUGUGAAGAAUCAUGUGGAGAUCCUUGAAGGUAGAGCAAAACGUUAUUUCAAUCGGAAUCAGAAGAACAAGAUUUUUGUUACGUGGAGGGAAUGGGCCAAGCAAGAAAAAAUAGACAAUGUGGAGAAAGAGAGAAGAGCCAGGGAGCAUUGUGUGUGGAGCUUGAAAUCCAAGUAUUUUCACAAGUGGAAAAGGCAUCCAGAGGAACUGAAGAAGGAGAAGGCGAGAGAGAAGCGAAGGAAAGAGAUGCGGCUAACUGUGGCUGCUCUCUUACCGGACUAUGAGGGAUCCAACAAGAAAAGUCACAAUCUGGAUGAUUGAAAACUAGUGAUGUUGUGAUAAUCAGUUUUAUUUUUUGCUCAAUUGUUAAUUAUAUUUCUAAUUUAUUAAAUAUUGUAUUUUGUUGCAAUAGUAAGACUUGUAUACACAUAUAAACAGAUGUUAAAUUUUUACAUCAAAUUUUUGGGGAAGAAUCUUCUUAUGUCUGUGCUACGUGAAUAAAUGUACAAGUAGUUGUGCCUUACAUGGCAGAAAAAGUAGUAUAAGAGCAUUUAAAUGGGUCUUUCAGUAUAAUAUGACAAGUACAAGAAGUUGGACCUUGAACAUCAUACUGCUGUUGAAAUUUGUCAAGAAUAAUGAUAUACAGGCCUGUACAUCUGAUUAUGAUUAAAUGUAAAAUGCCCCAGUUUGCUCUGACUGCAAUUAAGCAGAUCAUUUUGAAAUUAUACAGUUGUGUACUUAUUUGAUAUUAAAUAAAGUUUAUUUUGCUAUGAAAUGCUAAACAUUUUCCAAGAAAUUGCUUAUUUCUCAAAAGUGUAUGUACUGUAAUGAAAGGGGAACAACUCUUCAUUCCAUGAAUUUGACUUGCUACAUUCAAUGACUUGAAUGAAAAUAAAAAUGAUUGGAACAUGA
Messenger RNA from Magallana angulata, 4277 nucleotides. Its product is annotated as coiled-coil domain-containing protein 191-like. Gene Ontology annotation, molecular function: phosphatase binding. Bases 780 to 3686 code for a protein of 968 amino acids. The transcript is spliced from 2 exons. NCBI's taxonomy places the organism in Eukaryota, Metazoa, Mollusca, Bivalvia, Ostreida, Ostreidae. The record is from RefSeq and is a predicted model, not a curated record.